UUAGAACACAAAGCGCCACACAAGCUUGUCUCCACAAACAGCGUUCCGCAAGUCAGCGGUCCCGCACAGGGCCGUCCUUGCGAUUAAGCGAGGUAACUGUAUGAACUGAUAAAGGCACCCUAUGGCUCCGUGCGAGGUGGCGCGGGCGGCGGAGGAGGUGGCGCCGGCGGGCGGGCUCGCCAGCGGGCGGGAAGGCACAGCGGCGCCGGCGACUGAAGGACAUCACCGCUCCGAGUACGAAAAGAAGGUCCGCUCCGCCAAGCGCGCGGCGCGCAGUGAGCUCAGCAUCACCAAAGGCGACUGGACCAAGCACGGCUACGCGCGCAGUGACCUGUGCAGCACGGAGGGGCUGGUGGACCGCAUACCCCGCAUCCACUGGAAGGAUCUGUCUGUGGCGGAGUUUGUGGAGCGCUUUGAGCGGCCGCGCAUCCCGGUGGUCAUCACCGGCCUGGCGGAGCACUGGCCCGCAACCCGCCGCUGGACGGACCCUGAGGACAUGCGGCGGAGGUUCGGGGACCACAAGUUCAAGGUGGGCAGUGACGACGACGGCUACGCGGUGCGGCUGCGGCUGAGCCACUACCUGGCAUACGUGGCCGACCUGCAGCAGGGUGCGGUGGACGACUCGCCGCUGUAUGUGUUUGACGGCACCUUCGCGGACCGCGCCGGCAGCAAGGCCAUGCGGAGGGACUACGAGGUGCCCGCCUACUUCCGAGAGGACCUGUUCGGACUGGUGGGCGAGGGCAGGCGGCCGCCCUACAGGUGGGUGGUGAUGGGCCCGGCCCGCAGCGGCAGUGGGCUGCACAUCGACCCCCUGGCCACAAGCGCCUGGAACACACUGCUGGCAGGCCACAAGCGCUGGGCGCUGUUCCCUCCCGGCACGCCCCGCGCCCACGUGCUGCCCAAGGAGCAGGGGGUGGAGCGCGAGGCAGUCAGCUGGUUCGGCAAGGUGUGGCCCAGGGCGCAGGCGCCCGACUGGCCCACCGCCCGCUGCGUGGACCUCAUACAGGCCCCCGGCGAGACCGUGUUUGUUCCGGGCGGCUGGUGGCACGCGGUGCUCAACCUGGACGACACGGUGGCGGUCACACAGAACUACGUCAGCACCGCAAACUUCGAGCGGGUGUGGAAGCACACGGUCAAGGGGCGGCCCAAGAUGAGCCGGCGCUGGCUGGCAGCACUGCAGACCCACCGACCCGACCUGGCAGCCAUCGCGGCCGACAUCAACGCCCGCGGCGAGGUGGAGUGCGACACCGGCAGUAGCAGCAGCAGUAGCAGCAGCAGCUCUUCAUCCUCUUCAUCCAGCAGUAGCAGCAGCAGCAGCGACAGUGACAGUGAAAGGGAGGGGGGCAGCAGCCGGCAGCGGCAGCGCCGGUGGGAAGGCGUGGAGCGGGAGGGCGCGGCGGCGGUGGUGCAGGAGGAGCGCGGGUGGCGGCGGUCAGACGGGCGGGAGAACGGCGGCGCGGGCUGCUCCGGGCUCGGCGGCGUAGGCGUGGGCGAUAAAAGGGGCGGCUCCUCGCGCAGCCCUGAUCGGCACCGGGACGCCCGCCGGGCAGGCAGCCGCAGCCGCAGCCGCAGCAGGAGCAGGAGCAGGAGCCGGAGCCGGAGGCGGUACCGCAGCCGCAGCCGCAGCCGCAGCCGCAGCAGGGGCCGGGGCCGGGCUGGCGCGCAGGAACGCGGGCGGAGCUGCAGUGGGGACCGGGCCGGCCGCGGUGGCAGCAGGCACGGUGGGGGCAGCCGCAGUCGGAGCCGGGACCGGGCCUGGGGGCGCAGUCGGGGUGCAGACGCGGACACGGAUGCGGUUCGCAGUGAGUGGCGCAGUGGCGGCGGAGGCCGCAGCCGCAACCGGAGCCGGAGCCGGAGCAGGAGCAGGCAGCGCCUGAGUAGCAGGGACGGUCGCGGCCGCAGCAGCCCAAGCCGCAGGCGGAGUCGGAGCCGCAGUAGGAGCAGGAGCAGGAGCCCGGACGGUGACAGCGGGGGCAGUCGGCGGCUUGGCAGCUGGGAGCGACUGGCGGAGGGUCGGAGGCACCGGCGAGACCGUGAGCAGCGAUGGUGUGGAGACGAGGAAGCGGAGGAGGGGCGGAGGCGGUGGCAGGGCGGUGAGAGGGCGGAGGCCCGUUUCGGUGAGGAGCGGCGUAGUGACGACCGGCGGAGCAAUGAGGGACGGCGGGAUGAGGGGCGGCGGUGGAACCCGGAGCGGCGGGAGGGGCGGGAGGAGCCGCAGCGAGGUGACGAGCGCCGGCGGUAGGCGGGGCGGGUAUCUGGGGGUAUUGAUACAUUGAUGCGGUGUGCCUGGGCUGCACGGUAUGGCAGAAAGGAGAUGUUACCGCACGGAGAUACUGCGUUGCGUGUAUUUGCGGUUCGGCUACCGCAGUGUACGGUAGUGCCACAUUACGAGCAGGGAAUGAGAACAAGGUGGAGGAUGCGGCGCGGUGGCGCAGGCAUCAUAAUAGGCAGGCUGCGCAGGGAAGGUGGGGAGCAGCAAGAGCUUGCGGUGACCGUGUGCCGAAGACCACUGCUGCGAUACUUCUGCCCCGGCGCCUCACAGACUCAACACUUCGCGUGACCACUCACUCAGCUUCUUUAUUUGCGCACAAGUACCUUGCGCCAAAGCACGUUGCUGAGUUGCAUUGAAUUUAACACCCGUCGUGCCGGAUGAUUGCGGCACGAUCUGGUAAUGGGUAAAUGUCCGGUUCAUUUGGUCACCUCUUGAUGCUUAAUAGUCCCUGGCCCUGCCGUGCGGUACUCGACCGGAGGUUGAGAACGCGAGUGGCGGCGUGUACGGACGCUGGGUGGUAGCCUGUAGCACGCAAAUGUGAUCCUAAGUCUCAGAUUGAGGACCAGGACGUGUGUGCUGACGGACCGCGAGAUAGCGGCAAGGUCAUCCCACCGUUCCCAAUGUACA
Molecule: messenger RNA, 2899 nt
Organism: Chlamydomonas reinhardtii
Lineage: Eukaryota; Viridiplantae; Chlorophyta; Chlorophyceae; Chlamydomonadales; Chlamydomonadaceae
Exons: 11
Coding region: 122-2242 (706 amino acids)
Biological process (GO): phagocytosis
Cellular component (GO): cytoplasm; nucleus
Molecular function (GO): P-TEFb complex binding; histone H4R3 demethylase activity
Source: RefSeq, a predicted model, not a curated record